UUGUGCCCUUUAAACAUGGCUGCUACUUCCGGUCGGGUUUAUCCGCGGUGCAGUCAGCCAGGUGAAGGCAGGAUGCGCUGCUUUCCGCUCGCCGUGUUACUGUUGCUGGCCUGCGCGCUUUACCCCGCCGGCGGCCAAAUCAACGGAGUCAGGAAAACCAAAAUGCAGUUCGCGGCUGGUCCACUUCUCAAAUUUCAAAUCUGUAUCUCCUGAGGCUACAAGCGGGUGUUUGAGGAGUACACGCAGGCCUUGUCCCAGCGGUACCCAGACAUCCGCAUCGAAGGGGAGAACUAUCUUCCUCUACCGAUUUACAGGCACAUCGCUUCCUUUCUGUCCAUUUUUAAACUGUUCCUGAUCGGGCUCAUCGUCGUAGGCAAGGACCCGUUCAUGCUGUUCGGCAUGGAGACCCCACGACUUUGGACUUGGAGCCAAGAGAAUAAGAUCUACGCCUGCAUGAUGGUGUUCUUCUUCAGCAACAUGCUGGAGAAUCAGUGCAUGUCGACAGGGGCUUUCGAAAUCACGCUUAACGAUGUUCCUGUGUGGUCCAAGCUGGAGUCGGGACACCUUCCUUCCAUGCAGCAGCUGGUGCAAAUCCUGGAGAAUGAGAUGAAGAUGAACGUGCCUAUGGACAGACUUCCACAAUAUCACUCUUAACCCAGUGCUCCGGUUCCUUCCAAGUUGACGGCGCGACUCUCCCGCGGUCGUGAGGCGACGCUUUAUGAAGGUCUGAACUGAAAGUAGUCCUGCUACCGGUGCAGACUGGAUGCCACGCCCACCGCUCGCCACCACGCCCACCCGGAGAGACUUCGCCCUCUUCCCCAAACACACACAUUACCCCCUUUCUUGGCCGUUUGUUACUACUGAAUCCCACGUGCAGUGCAAUAACGGUUCACUUCAGGAUUUAUUCAGGAGCAGUACGAUUUAAGAGCGAGAUUUAUGUUAGUCCCCUUUUUCAAAACCUUUACAUUGUUUCAUAGAUUUAUGGUUAAUAAAAGAAACUUUUUAGCCCCAAA
Molecule: messenger RNA, 1013 nt
Organism: Silurus meridionalis
Lineage: Eukaryota; Metazoa; Chordata; Actinopteri; Siluriformes; Siluridae
Gene: selenot1a
Product: selenoprotein T, 1a
Exons: 6
Biological process (GO): cell redox homeostasis
Cellular component (GO): endoplasmic reticulum membrane
Molecular function (GO): thioredoxin-disulfide reductase (NADPH) activity
Source: RefSeq, a predicted model, not a curated record